AACGAAAAGCGAGAGUAGGGGAGUCCACACAGACAAGAAAGAUGGAUAAAACUAUGCACUUGAUCAUUCUCUGUCAGUGUAUAAGCGCGAGAGAUUCUUUAAACAUUCUUCUUAAUAUAAACUGUUCUCUUUAGAAAAUAUUCUUCUUAAUUAGUUUUCUAAACUCAAUUCUUCAUUUUUUUUUCAUCAAAAAACAAUAUUGUUUUCCAACAUUAAAUGAGAAAAUAGUUUUUGAGAAAAUUAAAGUUGAAGAAUCAAUAGGAAUAAUAAAAGAUCCUUGGAUAAAGUAUCAAGAAAAGUCGUCGACAAAUCAUGACUAAGCUAAAGCAAUUCACGAGAGCAGAGAUUGAAAACAGUGACGUUAAGCAAAAUACGUUUAUUAUAAUACACGACAAGGUGUAUGAUGUUCAUCAAUUUUUAAAUGAACAUCCAGGAGGUGAAGAAAUUCUUUUGGAUCAUCGUAAUAAGGAUGCAUCUGAGGAUUUCGAUGACGUGGGUCAUUCGACUGAUGCCUUUGAAUUAAUGAAUAAAUACAGAGUUGGCGAAUUAAUUGAAAGCGAUAGAAAAAAUGUUCAACCAAAAGCUGGAUGGGUAGCUGGUUAUAAUUCCAAAGAACCAGAAAAAUAUGUUUCUGGACCAGGUGCACCAUUUUAUCUCUUUAUCAUUGGUGUAAUAGGAAUUUUAAUUGCAAUAAUGUAUCUCAAUGCAUAAACUAUAUAAAGUAAAUAAUUUUAUAUAUUAUUAAAAAAGGAGAUAUUUCGAAAAAAAAAUUUCAACAAUAAAGUACACUUUAAAUAGUAAA
Messenger RNA from Leptopilina boulardi, 802 nucleotides. Its product is annotated as cytochrome b5-like. Gene Ontology annotation, cellular component: intracellular membrane-bounded organelle; membrane. The coding region runs from base 313 to 711 and encodes 132 amino acids. Lineage: Eukaryota; Metazoa; Arthropoda; Insecta; Hymenoptera; Figitidae. The record is from RefSeq and is a predicted model, not a curated record. The transcript has 2 exons. Gene Ontology annotation, molecular function: heme binding.